Molecule: messenger RNA, 1531 nt
Organism: Ilex paraguariensis (yerba mate)
Lineage: Eukaryota; Viridiplantae; Streptophyta; Magnoliopsida; Aquifoliales; Aquifoliaceae
Source: the annotation of a GenBank genome assembly
UUUUCCUUCUGAUUUUCCAUUGUUUUCUAGACAGCCAAACGGAGAUUUGUUCGCUUUGUUUAUACACCAUGAAAGAACUCUAGUGCUGGAAAUUAGUCCAAACUGUUUGAGUUUGCGUCCUCAUUUUAGAUUCUAAUCCCAGAAAUCUCUGCUAAACCCUAGGGAAACAGUCAAAAACCAUGUCAUGCUAUAAUUUAUCGACAUGGGUAUCCUCAAAACCUUCAAUUGACGGCACUUCUUCUCUCUUUUCCCAAUCUCAGCUCAACCAAUUUAGUCUACCUCACUGUAUUCAAUUCCCAAAAACUGUUUUGCGAUAUUCAACAGUGGUUCGAUGUGGCCUCCGUGAAGUCCGAGAGCGAAUCGAGACUGUGAAGAACACCCAUAAAAUCACCGAAGCGAUGAAGCUCGUUGCGGCUGCAAGGGUCCGGAGAGCCCAAGAAGCAGUGAUUAACGGUAGACCCUUUGCUGAAACCCUAGUUGAAGUUCUGUACGAAAUCAAUGACCAAUGCCAAUUUGAAGAUGUAGAUGUUCCUCUGACAAAUGUUAGGCCUGUCAAGAAAGUUGCACUUGUUGUUAUCACAGGUGAUAGGGGUCUUUGUGGAGGUUUCAACAAUUCAAUUCUCAAAAAAGCGGAGUAUCGGGUCGCUGAAUUGAAGAAUCUCGGUUUAGAUUACACUGUAAUUAGCGUUGGAAAAAAGGGUAAUUCGUAUUUUCGGAGAAAGCAUCGUGUAAUGGUGGAUAGGUUUAUUGAAGGAAAGAGUUUUCCAACCGCAAAAGAAGCUCAGGUUAUUGCCGAUGAUGUGUUUUCACUAUUUGUGAGUGAAGAAGUUGACAAGGUUGAGCUUUUGUAUACCAAGUUUGUGUCAUUGAUUAGGUCUGAUCCGGUAAUUCACACAUUGUUGCCAUUAUCUGCAAAGGGUGAGGUUUGUGAUGUGAAUGGGAAAUGUGUUGAUGCAAGUGAAGAUGAGUUCUUUAGGUUGACAACAAGGGAAGGAAAAUUGGCUGUGGAGAGGGAUAGUGGGAGGGUAAACAGAGCAACAUUUUUGCCUAAUUUGCAAUUUGAGCAAGACCCAGUUCAGAUUCUCGAUGCAUUGAUGCCUCUUUAUUUGAAUAGUCAAAUUUUGAGGGCACUGCAGGAGUCUUUGGCAAGUGAGCUUGCAGCUAGGAUGAAUGCAAUGAGUAAUGCAACGGACAAUGCUGUGGAGUUGAAGAAGACUCUUUCAAAUGCUUAUAAUAGGGAACGGCAGGCUAAGAUAACAGGUGAAAUAUUGGAGAUUGUUGCUGGAGCGGAGGCACUUAUGUAGCUCUUCGUUUUUCUUUUUUUACUUCCCAUGUUCUUAGGUUUGGCCUUGAUACUCAUUAAUUAUACUUGCUUUAGAAUAUCAUUGCUUAGAAUGAAACCACCUGUUAAUUGCUUCAUUCCGAAGAGGAAUUUUUUUUUUCUUGGUAAGAAACUCUAAAGUUGUAUCAGUUCAAGUAUUACAAGUGUUUUCUCCAUGCUGCAUCUACGUUAUCCUACUUUUAUCCUACU